UUAAUGGCCCUUUCUUCAUCUUGCUUGGACACAACCUGGUGGGUCUUUACCCUUCCAGCCAUAACAACCCAACACUUGCAUAACCCUACUUUCCUCCUCUUCUUCAUCCCAAUAAUGCUUCUUUUCUUACUUGCCUCCCUUGCAUGGACUUUCUCUCCUGGAGGCCUUGCCUGGAAAAAUGCAAGGACUCACAUGGGUCGGGUCACCAUACCAGGACCCAGAGGUGUCCCUAUCUUUGGCAGCUUAUUCAGUUUGAGCCACGGCUUGGCUCAUCGUACACUCUCUUCUUUGGCUCACUCCCUAGCCGCAAAACAGCUCAUGGCUUUCAGCUUGGGCUCAGUCCCCGCCGUCAUCACCUCCGAUCCUCACAUGGCACGUGAAAUUUUGACGUCACCCCAUUUCGCCGACCGCCCCGUCAAGCAAUCCGCCAAGAGCCUCAUGUUCAGCCGAGCCAUCGGAUUCGCUCCCAAUGGCUCUUACUGGCGGCUGCUCCGGAGGAUUGCCUCCGCUCAUCUCUUCUCACCGAGGCGAAUCGCCGCCCACGAGAUGGGCCGUCUCCUUGACUGCGCUGCCAUGUUACGAACCAUAGCCGAUGAGCAGUCCAUGAACGGCGUUGUUGCCCUGAGGAAACACCUUCAGGCUGCGGCUCUUAAUAACAUCAUGGGCACCGUUUUCGGUAAAAGAUAUGAAUAUAAUCAUCUGAAUAGCUUUGGCUUGGACGCGAAGGAACUGCAUGAGAUUGUUAGGGAAGGGUUUGAGUUGUUGGGGGCUUUUAACUGGUCUGAUUAUGUGCCGUGGAUGAGCUUGUUUUAUGAUCCUUCUCGUAUCAGAGAACGGUGCGGAGCUCUUGUUCCUCGUGUGAGGAAGUUUGUGAGAGGCCUCAUAGACGAACACCGAUUGGCUGCUUCACCAUCCAAGAAGCUCUGCGAUAGUUCGGACUUUGUGGAUGUGUUGCUAUCCCUAGAUGGUUCGGACGAGAAGCUCCAUGAAGAUGACAUGAUUGCCGUUUUAUGGGAGAUGAUAUUCCGUGGUACUGAUACGACGGCCCUUCUAACCGAGUGGGCAAUGGCGGAACUGGUUUUGAACAAACAAAUUCAAGCGAGGCUCCGUGAAGAAGUUGACGAGGUUGUGGGAGACAAAAAUGACGUCAUGGAUUCUGACGUGGCAAAAAUGCCCUACCUCCAAGCUGUCGUCAAGGAGACCAUGCGAGUGCACCCACCGGGACCCCUCCUUUCGUGGGCCCGACUCUCCACGUCAGACGUACAGCUCAGCAACGGCAUGGUGGUCCCAGCCAACACGACGACGAUGGUGAACAUGUGGGCCAUAACCCACGACCCACAGGUGUGGGACGAUCCGUUCGUGUUCAAACCAGAAAGGUUCGUCCCAAGCAAAGGAGGGGCUGACGUGGACGUUCGAGGUGUUGACCUGAGGCUCGCACCGUUUGGAGCUGGACGUAGGGUUUGUCCAGGUAAGAACCUUGGGCUCGUCACUGUGAGCCUUUGGGUGGCUAACUUGGUUCGCCAGUUUGAGUGGGUUCGUGACCAGGCUAACCCGGUUGACCUAACCGAGGAGCUCAAGCUAUCUUGUGAGAUGAAGAACCCCCUCAAAGCUGUGGCCAUUCCUCGGGCUGUUUAAUUAGUUCUCACCAAUACAAGUAUACAACUAAAGGUUUGCGUCACUUUUAUUUAUAUACGAAUAUAUGAUGUUAUAUAUAUAUAGGAGGAUUAUGGCAUACCCCACGGUGUAUGAAUUUUAAGGUUUUUAAGUUGUUUGAAAAGUGUUAUAAGUGUUGCAUGAGUGUAUGAAUAUGAGCAUAUGAUGUACCAAACUAAAUAAGGGGGCGUUUAUUAA
This is a messenger RNA of Prosopis cineraria, 1851 nucleotides long. Its product is annotated as cytochrome P450 78A7-like. NCBI's taxonomy places the organism in Eukaryota, Viridiplantae, Streptophyta, Magnoliopsida, Fabales, Fabaceae. The record is from RefSeq and is a predicted model, not a curated record. Bases 4 to 1635 code for a protein of 543 amino acids. The transcript is spliced from 2 exons. Gene Ontology annotation, molecular function: heme binding; oxidoreductase activity, acting on paired donors, with incorporation or reduction of molecular oxygen; monooxygenase activity.